Messenger RNA from Pichia membranifaciens NRRL Y-2026, 1035 nucleotides. RefSeq lists its product as hypothetical. The annotation marks the transcript as partial. The transcript has a single exon. The record is from RefSeq and is a predicted model, not a curated record. Lineage: Eukaryota; Fungi; Ascomycota; Pichiomycetes; Pichiales; Pichiaceae.
CCUCUGGAGGUCACAGUCGACAACAUACGAGAGGGCUUUGAGGACAGACCGUACAUGCCGUUUCGGUACCCGAACAACCAGACGAUGUCGCUAGUCAAGCUCGAUGUGAACUUCUGGUCGAUCGUAGACAGGCACUACUUUGAUUUCAUGUCGCAGAAGAAGCGGAUUUUCAACCACUACGAUCCGGAGAAGCUGAAGGAGCACCCAUUCUACAAGACACUUGACACCGCAGAGGCGACAGCAGCGCUCGUCGAGUUGCGGGACUUUGUUGUCGACCACCUCACACACAGGUUCCCCAAGCUGUUCACCCGCCGGGGGAACCUGGUGUGCAACCAUCUGCUCGACGAGACGUACGACCUCGACGUGGUGGCCCCGCUGGUCGUGGUCACGAGAAUGUCCAUGGAGGACUACUACGUGACGGUGCUGGACCCGCACACCCAGGAGCGGACCUGUGUCGGCGUCUCCGUCGCCUUUGGCGGCGGCGGCUUCCCCAUAGCGCCCAUUGUCGGUCAGGGCAUGGAUGCGAUCCACGGGCCGGUCCCCUACUACGAGUCGAAGUUGAAGAAAAGCAUGAACAAGUGGUUUGAGCGCUUCACCGACCCUGUCGAGAGAGCGUCCAUCCACAUUGUCUGGGACAACGACCUCUCCUGCAGCGAGCUCUACUCCAAGCAGCGGGAGCUCGGCCACGCCGCCUACGCCGAGUACAUCCAAGCCGUUCCCUUCGAGGCCUUCUCCGUGCGUGUCGAGAGACAGACCUUGAUCAAGUUGCCCAAGAGCAACGCCAUCAUCUUCGCCAACCACCCGAUCUACCUCAACAUCGCCCACGCCCUCGCAGACGAGCCCGGCGUGCCUGCCAUCGUCCACAAGAUGAUGUACGACAGCCCCGAGGGCAUCAUCAAGUACAAGCACUACGAGCUGAUCCGGGACCACAUCUCUCCCGGCCUCCUCGCCAUGGUGGACGCCCAGGUGCAGCGGGGGCUCGUGGCCAAGGACGACCCCGUCCGCACCAUCCCUGGUUUCCCCUUCGCCAGCUGG